Vanessa tameamea is the source of this 1792-nucleotide messenger RNA. RefSeq names its product TNF receptor-associated factor 3 (gene Traf-like). The transcript has 10 exons. Lineage: Eukaryota; Metazoa; Arthropoda; Insecta; Lepidoptera; Nymphalidae. Gene Ontology annotation, molecular function: protein binding. The record is from RefSeq and is a predicted model, not a curated record. The coding region runs from base 203 to 1771 and encodes 522 amino acids. Gene Ontology annotation, biological process: tumor necrosis factor-mediated signaling pathway; protein K63-linked ubiquitination.
CUGUAACGAUGAACAAACUUAUCUUAAUUCAAUAAAAUAAUGUUAUUAAUCUUAUGAGUGUACAUUUGAAAUAUUAAGUGGUCAAUAAAAGAUCCAUUGACCUCGUACUUUUGUUAUUGGCGAUUUUCCGUGAUGUGUGAGUGACUUCGUGAUACAAUAAGUUCGAUGCGUGUGUGUGUGAUUCGUUAAAAUAGGUGGGAAAAUGAGUUUGAAGAGAGAGCUGGAGUUCGGAGAGAGCAAGGCUAAAGAUAGUUCUUGCUAUUUUUGCAAUGAUAUGUUUGAGAUGGGGAAGCUACAGAACCACUUGAAGCAAUGUGGCAGUAUACUGGAGCAGUGCCCGCUCCGCUGCGGCGCGUGGAUACAGAGGAAACACAAGGAGACACACGUGAAAGAAUGCCCACAAAUGGAAAAGACUCGUAACGUCUCGUCUCCAAGUCACGUGCGUGUCUCCGACCCGACGCCACCUAUCGUCAUUAACCACACAUGGAAUCCAAGAUCAAUACCUCUGGAAGAUUGCGUCUCUUUCCUUGAAAAAGAAGUAGCUUCAAUCAAAUUAAUAAUAACUGAAGAGUCGAGCCAUCGCGAUGUCCAAUCCACUGAGUUAGAAAACCUUCGCUCCAAACUGGUGCUGGUGGAGGAGCGUUCGCAGCACUUUCUCUCUACCAUCGUGAGCCUGCGUUCGGCCGUGGAUGACGAGGCUGAAAGAGCUGCCAACUGGGCGGCACAGUUCAAACAUGAUUUGGCUAAUGUGCAGCUGGCAUUACAGGAACUCCAAAGUCAGCAGCUGAACACAGUGAUGCGGCUGGAGAGUGCUGUCAGCAGCCUGGUCCACGAACAGCGCGAGAGGGAGCUGCUUGAGCAAGCCUUGACACAACACGACAAUAGAAUCCGCACCAUUAAAAGUCUUGAGGAGGUAAUAGAGUACAUAAAGCAGACAGUUGAAGAAGAGAGGGAGAGGAAUGCAGAGAGUCGUGCGAUGCUGGAGAGCGAGCUCAUUGAGACGCGCCGGUCCUCUGAGCAGCUGGGGCAGCUGUCGAAUCUGAGGAUGCAGCUACAAAAUGCCGCUACUGGAGACCGACCUACGAUAGACCGGCUAGCCGUGCUGGAGGUGGCGACGGCGAGCGCGCGCGCCGACGCGACGGAGCACGCCGCGCGCGCCGACAUGCUCGCCCGCGACCUGCGCGCGCUCACCAAGUCCUACCAUAAGAUACGCAGCGAGCUCGCCGACUUCCAGACUAGAAUCUCCCUGGACAGCCCCGAGUUCGGAGGAGAUAACGGUCAUCUAAUAUGGCGAAUAGACAAAUUUUCCGUUCGAAUGAAAGAAGCAAAAGAAAACGACGCAGUACUAACGAGCCCACUUUUCCGAACAAACAAAUACGGUUACACACUUAAGGCUGAAGUAAAUCUAAACGGCAUAGGCAAGUGGAAGGGGCGCCACAUCACCAGCACGGUGCGCCUCGUGGCCGGCCCCUACGACGCGCUGCUGGACUGGCCGUGCCAGCUGUCCGUCAACAUCGUGCUCAAGGACCAGCCAGCUAAGCGCAGUCAGGCGAAUGACAUAGUGAAAUCUCUAGACCUCCGUCGCAAGUCAUCCUCGACGCGGCAUGACUACGACGACAGCGGAGAAGACAGAUACAGGUCCACGGAGACUCUGGACAAGAGCAUCAUACAGUUGAAGAGGCAGUACAUCUUUAUACCACACACUAGUUUGGACAAAUUCGAAUAUAUUAAAAAUGAUACAAUGUUCUUCGAGUUCCUUGUUAAUCACUAAAUAGUAUUUGAGAUUUUGAAU